GUAGAAAACAAUAACAAGAGUAAGCUCCCAAUCCCAUGGCAACAUCAAGACACACAAAUUCCACCGUCUCUCUCUAACUUUCUCUCUCUCACUCUUUCAUUUCACACAUCACACACACACACACAUAGCAUAAGCUUUUCUUCUUCACGAGAUGGUGACUGAUGAGCAGAUCAAAACAUCAUCUCUAGAAACCAGUGGCACAAUGAGUGGCCCCCUCGUCGGAGCCGCCGUGGAAACAAGUCGGCGCCGGAGAACAGAAGCCUUGCAGCUUAUUCUUCGAGCACUGUGCAUGGCAAGCUCUGUUGUUUCAAUCUCACUAAUGAUUACAGCAAAACAGAACAGCUCUGUUUCUAUCUAUGGUUUUCUCUUACCUGUUCACUCCAAAUGGUCUUUCUCUCACUCUUACCAAUAUCUUGUUGGGGUUUCUGCAGCAGUUGCAGUUCACUCUUUGCUGCAACUACUCAUUGGCACAUCAAGAUUUGUUAGGGCCACUUCUGUGAUUCCUUCUAGAAAUCAUGCAUGGGUUAUUUUUGCUGGGGAUCAGGCAUUUACUUAUGCAUUGAUGAGUGCUGGAUCUGCUUCAUCUGGUGUAACAAAUCUGAACCGCACAGGAAUUAGACAUACACCUCUGCCAAAUUUUUGCAAACCUUUGGACAAAUUUUGUGACCAUGUUGCCAUCUCAAUAGCUUUCACUUUCAUAAGCUGUUUUUUGCUUGCCACAUCUUCUAUCCAUGAUGUAAUAUGGCUCUCCCAACACUGAGUUUCUUUACAAUAUGAUCCCUAUCCUUUCAUUACUACCUUGUAGUCAAUGUUAUAUAUAUAGUUUUCAAACCAAUAUGUUCUUUUUGACAUGUUAUAAAUGUUGUGUAUUCUCUAUAAGCUCAUUGACCUGCAUUUGUGAAGACCUGUGAUUUGUGAAUGUUUUGUAUCAAGAAGCAGUAUUAUUUUUAUGAGCAAUCUUAUUCAGGAAUUCAAACUAUAA
Molecule: messenger RNA, 982 nt
Organism: Cicer arietinum (chickpea)
Lineage: Eukaryota; Viridiplantae; Streptophyta; Magnoliopsida; Fabales; Fabaceae
Product: CASP-like protein 3A1
Source: RefSeq, a predicted model, not a curated record